AUGCGUGUGUAUUCUCAGCGUGGAUUUAGAUUUGUCCUCAAUGAUCGCCAAUACGAUCUCCUGUACGUGGAUGACCUGACCGAUGACGAGACCAUAGUAUGCCUGCUGAGGCGUUACCUUGAUCAAAAGUACUUUACGUAUUUCGGGAACGUGCUUUUCUACAUUCAGCCGCUAGACAGGGACCCGCUUCGGGAAUAUUCUAACUUCAUAUACUCCACAUCCUCAGAAUCGCACCUUUUCCCGUUUCUCAAGGAGCUGUUUAUUCGAACUAUUUCAACAGCCGAAGCGAUGCAAACGAACACAAAUUUCAAUGUCUUUUUCUACGGAGAUAAUAACUUCGGACAGCUUCGGGCAACUCAGACGUCGUUGGUGUUUCUGGUUCAGUUCGUUCACUCACUGGGACUGGAGGUAGGUUUUCGCCUAAAUAAAGACGUUCAGCCCACCGGUUUGUUUAACACGAAGGUGUCGAAUGCCUUUAAGAUACUCGAGAACAUGAGUGACUAUAACUCGAACAGUAGACUUUCAAACUACAUGGUCACGUACAAGAUGAACUUUGACGACAAAAACGAGCUCAAGUCAAUAACAAUGUCGCCGAACUUCUCUACGGACUUGUCAUGCUGUGUUGUUUCCUAUUCGUUCAGAGAGUUUCUGCUGAGGAACGUCACGCCCUUUUACCCGAAGUUGAACUUGCGUUUCCCAUCGCUCUUUUACGGGGUGCUUCAAUCAUUGGCCAGAGGACAUAAUAGUCAGUGGUUUUCUGACUGUAAGAUUACAAGGGACUGCGCCAUAAAGGCGCUGGAACUUCUUCCGACACACGAGGUCAGGGACUCUAACUAUCACGUUCUGAACUUCGCAAAGAUGAUGGAUCUGUUCCUAAUGAUAGGGUUCACAGUGGAUGAAGUGAAGUAUAUAAUUAACAUACUGAGCUCAAUAGUCAUGCUUGACCACAAACACACCGAAGAAGUGAGAAAGAGAAUAAUAUUCGCCGGAGUGGACCUGUUGGACCUGAUACUCGAUCUCCUGCAAAUCGACUUGCUCAAUAAAUCCGAUUCGGAGCUGAAGUACAACGAUAUCCUCUUUAAGUUUGAGAUUCUGUCAAACGCGCGCUCCAGGAAGUUUGACACACUGUCGUCUGCGAUAUAUCUGAGGCUUAAGCACCUGGUGUACCUGAAGCUUAACACGUACCUGAGUGUGGACUCGAAUGGGAUAACGAAAUCGCUGUGCCUGCACUGUAACUUUGGCUCUAACCCGUACGCCCAGUUUAUUAAGUUCUCGGACUACCACCUGCCGUGGCACCUCUCAGAGGAGUUCUUCAUGAACAAGAUGUUUAAGACGAUUAUGAAUGACUUGAAGGGGCCGCCGUAUUUGGAGUUCGUGGCCAGGAAUUUGGCAUUGGUGGAUUCAGCCACCUCGAGGGAGGGGCUGUUGUCAAGGAUCAUACUGGAGACAGUGAGAUCGAACAACGAAUCGACGAUGCCGGAUUUUGAUGGGACAGGUGUGUCGCACUCGUGGCAUGACAUGACAUAUAACAUUCCAAAUGUGUUAAAGAUUGAGUCUACGCUGUACUCGAUUUCUCCAAUGAUCAAGACGCUGUUAAAGUACUCGAAGAACCAGUUCCUCUCGAUGAUGCUGUUUUCAAACAGGUCGUUGCACCAGAGUUUGGGAAACUGCGCAUCGGCGCUGAGCUACUACUUUUAUUUGAAUGACACGGAUUAUGACACCUCGUACUACGUAGUGUGCUCCACUCCCGUAGACUUUAAGAAAUCGAACUAUCAAGACCGGUUUAACCUGAUGAAUUUUAAUGGGACUGCAAACAUACUGUACAACUCGUUCACAAGGAAGUUGCCGCUUCUGGAGAUAUGCAACGCACGAAGGACUCUGGACGUACACAUAGUGCCUGUAGUGGAGUAUAUGAGGCAGAAUGUUUCGCUGGUUUAUAUGCUGACGAGCAAGGAGCAUCACAGAUCAAUACCGCACCUGAAGGAGGAGCAGCUGGCACAGCUGCUGUUUUCACUACUUUCAGUGCCUGAGAGCAUGUAUCGCAUAAGUCACGGAGUGUUGACCAUGAAGAAAACGCUAUAUAUUAAGAUCUUGACACUGCUGGACGAUUACCUGAAGAGGCACACCGAGACGAUAGUGUUCAUCCAGAGGUGGUGGAAGGACCACAGGAUGCCAAUGGUGAGGAAACGUUUAGUCAAACUGGUCACGAGAGUGCAGUCGCUGGCGAGGAUGGAAAACGCAAGGAAGGAGGCAAGAUUGGCGAAACAGGGAAAAGACAACGCUUUGGCGUUCGUAGGGCUCGUUGCAACGCUGUUCCGCCUUAACAACUGCUUGAACACGACGAGCACGAAGACGAGACAGCUGUUGCAUCACAUGGAAAAGCAGUUCCACGAAAAGGAAUACGAGUACCUGCAGCAGUCAGCGGCAACGUACAUCCAGGCGAUGUGGCGAGGCGCGAUUGAACGAAAGAAGUACUCGCUGGUCAAGCAGAACAGAUUCGAGGAGUUCGCAAUCGUAUUCAUACAGUCGAGUGUGAGGAGAAUACUGGCCUCGUCGCAAAUACUGAACGUGAGGAACACGAAGACGAUCAGCGCAACCAUGAUACAGUCGUACUUCAGAGGGUACCUGGCGAGGAAGAACAUGGGGGACCAAAUCAACUUCAUCAAGCUCUACAAGGACUACGACUCGGUCUCACUGCAGAUGAAGAGGCUUAUCUCGGUGCAGACGAACCUGCCGCCGGGGUUCAUCAAGGUGCAGAACCUGGUGAGAAUGCACUUCGUGAGGAGGCAGUUCCUGCACCUGAAGAACUGCCUGGAAAAGGUGCAGGCGCUGGGAAUGACGAAGGACGCGAGGCUGUCGUACCUGGAGAAGGUGAGGGCCGCGCUGAAAAUACAGCGCUGGUGGCGCUGCAGGAACAAGGACUCGUUCCCGGCAAUCAGCACGAACCCGAUCUACUACAUCAACACGAAGGAGCAGGCGUCGCUGGCCGUGCUCGCGAAGGAGCUGAAGAACCUGGGAGUCCACGUCUUCCACUUCAGCGUCUACCAGGACAUCAGGCGAAUAUACCCGAACUCGUGGGCGCUGAUGCCGCUGUGCUUCGUGAAGAACAUAAAGCUGAUGCAAAGGUCCUCUGCGGACCUUAACUACACCCAGAUCCGGAAGAUCGAGUACGUGAAGUUCGCUGUGGGAUCGACACACAGCCUCAUGCUCAUUUCUACCAAAAAUGGAUCCUGCGUGUAUUCUUGGGGAUGGAACGACAAGGGGCAGCUGGGAAGGAGGAAUCUAUACCCUUUGCAGCCUUCGGACAAGGACUUCAUGCAGAUGGAGCCCCUGGAAUUCGAGGACGAGUACCGGGAUAAGUUGUACGAGGGCAUAUCGGACAGAAUAAACAUUGAGGAAAUAGCAUGUGGCAAUGACUUCUCAGUGGCCCUGAGUUCGAGAGGGCGAGUCUUCACCUGGGGAGACAACUCUCUUGGACAGUGCGGCCACGGGAGAAGGCUGAUGAGAGUCCACGAUCCGAGGCCCCUAGACUUUGUAGGGGUCGAUUUCAUCUGCUGCGCAUCGCUGCACACCGUCAUCUCAGUGUCCGGCGAGUAUUACGUCUUCGGAAACGCCUUCGAAAGGCUCAUUUUCAGGCCAGUCAAUGUGAAGACGUUGGUCCCGCACCUGAGGAACCAGACCAUCAAGAAGGUCAGGUGUGCAGGCUCAACCACCCUUCUGUAUACCGAGGAGCUGGACUACGUCCUGAACGUGUUCUCGCAGCUCCACAGCUUCCAGAGCAUGUACAACCUGAAGGGCAGCAUCAAGUCGUUCUGCACUAACGGAAAGAUGGUGUGCGCGGCCGUGGAGAUAUGGCGCGGCGAGGACCAGAACGCAGAGACCAAUGUCUACGUGCUCGGGCAGGUGAGGUGUGUGGUAUCGCAGGAGAAGAACACCUUCGCGAGCAAGAGCCUCUUCGUGGGCGCCUUCAAGGAAAAGUUCGAAAACCUGGGCAAGAAGAAGACGAAGCACUCUUGGCUCGACGUGCACUCCACUCACGGGAGCACCUGCUUCCUGGAGCAUCCGACCGAGGUGCUGCUGCCCAGGGAGCCGAUAGACGUCUUCUGCGACCAGCAGCAGCUGAUUUUCACGACGAACGCGGGUGUGUACGCCACCAGGGUUUUCCAGGUUCUGAGCGAGAGCUCCAGCGACUUCGAGAUUCUGGACAACUGCACGAUCGACAUAAAGCAGGGCGCCAACAUAAGGCUGGAGCCAUCGCUAUACCAGUUCACGAACAUCGCGAAGAAGAGGCCCACCAUAUACCUUUCGUCGAACAGCCUAUCUCACUCCAUAGGUUAUACGUUUUAG
Theileria orientalis strain Shintoku is the source of this 4347-nucleotide messenger RNA. RefSeq lists its product as uncharacterized. Lineage: Eukaryota; Apicomplexa; Aconoidasida; Piroplasmida; Theileriidae. The record is from RefSeq and is a predicted model, not a curated record. The transcript has 13 exons. The coding region runs from base 1 to 4347 and encodes 1448 amino acids. Gene Ontology annotation, molecular function: protein binding.